CUUUCUUUUGCCUCUUUGCUUCGCACCUCCAAACGGCCAACUUCCCGCAAGCCAAGCCAUCCUCGCCGUCGCCACCACCGCCGCCGCCAUGUCGUCUUCAUCGACAUCGGCUGGCUCAUCCUCUUCACCACCGUCACAACAAUCAUGGCUCAACUACCUGACGCAGCUAGCAACGACGCAGUCUGGCCGGCUGAUCCUAACAGCCACAGCAUCGUGCGCUGCGACUGCCGCCUCCAUCUUCUCGUACCAGGCUGCCAUUCGAUUGGCAAAGAGGAAGGAUCUGGCCAGGAGAGUCGAUAAGGCUACACAUCGCGACUCGUUUGUCGAGAAGAGCAGGUCAUCCCACCAUGGAGGUGCAGGAGCGGCAGGAGCAGAGGACGAUGAGGAAUCCAUCGAUGGGGGAACGCCGCGUUACUUGGAUCAUUUGGCGCACUUGACCCCUUCGAGGAGCUACGGUGCUCACCACAACCACGGUCAUGGUGCCAGCUCACCAGCUGCACGAGCUGCAUCGCCCCUUCGAAGGCAGAACUCGCGUACCUCCCUCGUUCCGGCAACAAUGACAUCCUCCUCCCGCAGCAAUGCACCCUACGACGAGUCCCUCGUUCGGGAACAGCUCAGCCGCAACUUUUCCUUUGUAGGCGACGAAGCUAUGAAGCGGUUGCGCGAGGCAUUCAUCAUCGUCGUGGGGCUCGGCGGCGUUGGAUCGCACGUAGCGCUCAGUCUGAUCCGCUCGGGCGUGGGCCACGUACGCUUGAUCGACUUUGAUCAGGUGAGCCUCAGCUCCCUCAAUAGGCAUGCAGUCGCCAAUCUGGAUGAUGUAGGACGGCCCAAGGUCAUCGUAUGCCAGGAGCAUUUCAGGAGGAUCGCGCCUUGGGUCCAAAUUCAGGCAUGGGUCGACAUUUUCAACGAGAGCGACGCCGAUAGGCUCCUCUCUCCCUUUCCCGCCUCUGCAUCCAAAGAGAUUCCCCCCACCUACGUCAUCGACUGCAUCGACAACCUCAACACCAAAGUCGGCCUCCUCGCUUACUGUCACCAUCACAAUAUCAAAGUCUUCUCGUCCAUGGGCGCGGGAGCGAAAUGUGAUCCGACGAGGAUCUGCAUCGGGGAUCUGACUGAUACAGAGGAGGAUCCACUGGCAAAGAGUGUCAGGAGACGAUUGAGGGAGAGAGGCAUCCCGCGAUUGGAGGAGAAGGAGAAAGGAAAAAGUGCCGAGAAGGCGCCUUCAAAUAGCAAUUCAAAACGCGGGCCCGCCUCCUCGUCGUCCAGCGGCUGGACAUCCCACAAUCCGCAGUAUAUCAUCCCAUGCAUCUUCAGCACCGAGAAGCCUAGCGCCAAGCUCGUCCCCUUGAACGAGUCAGAUGUACAAGGCGACGGGGGCAUUGAGAUGCUGCGCGCCCUCGAAGAUGGGAACGAUUGGCGUGUGCGCACUCUUCCCGUACUCGGGCCCCUGCCGGCCAUAUUCGGAUUGAGCAUCGCUGCCUACGUGUUGUGCGACGUGGGCGGGAGGGAAGAAUUGAUGAUGGAGCCAUUAGCUGGAAAGGUGAAGCGCAAGAGUGCUGAGAGGGCUUUGAAGGAGUUGGAGGGGGUGGAGAGGAUGUGCCCGAGCCCUGCGUCUACCAGCUCGACGGGUACGAGCGAUAAGAAAGGGGCCGCAAAGGGAAGUACGCUCAAACGCGGCACCUCGUCCAACAGCAUCGCCUCAGCAGCUUCGGCAGGCACCUCGGUUACUCGCGCACCAGGUCGAUCUGUUCCUUUCCUCCUGGACGACGUCUUCUACCUGAUAGUCGAAGUCUUUCACUCUCGCAGCGUCGUGCCCCCCUUCCACUCCAUCUCAGCCGCGUCCGCCUGUCUGCUCCGGUGGGACUCGACACUCCCGCUCUCAUUCGGUAACGUGGCCCUAUUUACGAAGGAGCAGGCAAAGGUGCAUACAGAUGAGGUUCUCAAACGUGGACGAAGCCCGGUCGAGGUGUGGGGAGAGGAGGCGAGACGGAUGUGGGGGAAGAGAAUGGACGAGGAGAGGUGGUAUGCGCGCUUCAGGUAG
This is a messenger RNA of Jaminaea rosea, 2041 nucleotides long. RefSeq lists its product as hypothetical. Lineage: Eukaryota; Fungi; Basidiomycota; Exobasidiomycetes; Microstromatales. Gene Ontology annotation, cellular component: mitochondrial outer membrane. Gene Ontology annotation, molecular function: ubiquitin-like modifier activating enzyme activity; tRNA threonylcarbamoyladenosine dehydratase activity. The record is from RefSeq and is a predicted model, not a curated record. Gene Ontology annotation, biological process: cyclic threonylcarbamoyladenosine biosynthetic process. Bases 89 to 2041 code for a protein of 650 amino acids. The transcript has 2 exons.